This is a messenger RNA of Microplitis demolitor, 1706 nucleotides long. Its product is annotated as cytochrome P450 6k1-like. Gene Ontology annotation, molecular function: oxidoreductase activity, acting on paired donors, with incorporation or reduction of molecular oxygen; monooxygenase activity; heme binding. The transcript has 5 exons. The coding region runs from base 172 to 1698 and encodes 508 amino acids. Lineage: Eukaryota; Metazoa; Arthropoda; Insecta; Hymenoptera; Braconidae. The record is from RefSeq and is a predicted model, not a curated record.
AACACUGAUAAUAAUUGAUCUCUUUCACAAUAAGUUUCAGUCAAUAGAGAAAAAUGUUAGAGAAAGCUCAUUGAGUAUAAACGAUUGAAAUCGGAAUUAUUAGUAUUCAAUACAAAUUUUUAAAUCAAUUAUUCAUUUUUCGUGUUAAUUAUUACCAUUCUACUGUUAAAAAUGGCAGUGAUCACAAAAUACUGGGUUCUAGACAGUUUGAUUUUAGUAUUUGGGUUUAUAGUGGUUGCAUAUUUAUAUAUGACACGAAAAUUCAAAUACUGGAAAAAACGUGGAGUGGCCGAAAUAGAACCCACUGCGUUUAUUGGAAAUUUCGGCGACUGUUUGACGGCUAAAAAAUGUGCUGGUGACUGGUUAAAGGACAUGUAUAACUGGAGUGCAGGUUUGCCUUACAUGGGCUUUUAUGUUUUUGACAGACCGUGUUUGUUAGUACGCGAUCCUUCACUGAUCAAGCAAAUACUCGUAAAAGAUUUCAAUUACUUUAACAACAGAUUUGUUAGCGCAAGUCCCCACGACCGUCUCGGUGACGCUAAUUUAUUUUUGAUUAAAAAUCCACAGUGGAAAAUAGUGAGAACUAAACUUACGCCGAUUUAUACUUCGGGAAGAUUGAAGAAGAUGUUUGAAUUAAUGGAUGCUGUUGGUAACGAUUUUAUUACGCUUAUGGAGUCACUUGAGUUAGAAGGCAGUGGAAAACAAUUGGAAUUAAAAGAAUUGUGUGCAAGAUUUACUACGGAGUUGAUUGCAUCAACGGCAUUUGGUAUUCGAGCGAAUUGUCUCCAUGAUUCGAAAGCGGAAUUUCGAGAAAAAGGACGGCAAAUAUUUGAGCCUUCGCUGUGGCGUAAUUUUGAAAUUACAUCGUUAUUUUUUGCACCACAAUUAGUAAACUCUCUGAAGUUGGAAUUCGUACCACGGGACAGUGCUAAAUUUCUGCGCACUACAUUGUGGGAUGUUAUAAAUGAAAGAGAGCGAUUGGGUGUCAAGAGAGGGGAUUUGAUUGAUUUGUUGAUCGAAUUGCGAAACAAUAAAACUGAAGUAUUCAAUAAUGAAUUUGAUUUUGAUGGCGACAAUUUGUUGGCUCAAGCUGUUGUAUUUUUCAACGCCGGUUUCGAAACAUCCUCAUCAGCAUUGAGCUUCACGUUGUAUGAAAUCGCACUGCAGCCAGAAAUUCAGGAUCGAUUGCGCACCGAAAUCAUGAAGGGGCUUGAAGAAACAGAUGGAAAAGUCACUUAUGAUUUGGCGACCAGUUUGCCUUAUCUGGAUAUGGUUAUCUCCGAAACACUGCGGAAGUAUCCUACUCUACCUGUACUAGAUCGCGUUGCUAACGACAACUACAAAAUUCCCGAUUCAAAUCUCGUUAUAGAAAAGGGAACACCAAUCAUGAUACCCGUGAGUGCUUUGCAGUACGAUCCUGAGUAUUUUCCUAAUCCUGAAAAAUACGAUCCCGAGCGUUUUUCAGAGACCAAUAAAAAAACAAUUAAACCAAGUACUUACUUACCUUUUGGGGAAGGUCCACAUAAUUGCAUAGGCAUGCGCAUUGGAUUACUUCAAGUAAAAGUUGGUCUGCUAAAAUUACUACCUAAAUAUGAAUUUACUCCAUGUGAAAAAACUUUAAUACCCUUGCGACUGAGUCCGAAAUCUUUAUUUACAGUAGCUCACGGCGGUGUAUUUUUAAAUGUCAAUAAAAUAUGAUAUCUCAA